Thermothelomyces thermophilus ATCC 42464 is the source of this 738-nucleotide messenger RNA. RefSeq lists its product as uncharacterized. The transcript has 5 exons. Bases 1 to 738 code for a protein of 245 amino acids. NCBI's taxonomy places the organism in Eukaryota, Fungi, Ascomycota, Sordariomycetes, Sordariales, Chaetomiaceae. The record is from RefSeq and is a predicted model, not a curated record.
AUGCGUCUCUUCCCGCUCCUCCUUCCCCUGGCCUCGGCUGAAGCCCUCGUGUCGUGGACCAUUUCCUCUCUCGCGUGCCAGUCUGCUGCCGCCACCUACACGCCCUGCACUUACACCCUUGCCCUCGACAUCUCCCCACCCGACCGCGACGCCCCCCGCAUCUGCACCAUUACCAUCACGUCGUUCUUGGACGACGGCGAAGGCGCCUCCCUCACGCUGGUGCCGGCCGACACUGCCCGGAACCUGUGCGCCUUCUUUGGUUAUACGGAUGCCGGGCGGGUGGGGUCGUCCGGGGCAGCGGCGGAGUCCAGGAGUGAGGCUGGCUUCACGGCUGGGAGCCUCCCCGGCUCUUCGCCCCCUGAUGACAGCGGUGAAAAAGAGUAUGAUGACGGGAGAAUGCGGGCGAAGAGCGGGAGAAGGAUGGCAACGGAUACGAAGAGAGGGCUCAACACGGGGUCCGAGGAGAGGAAGGAGUGGCAGGUGAAAGGGCUGACACGGUGUAUCCAGGCGCCCACCAGCGACCCCGUGGGCAGCUUCUACGGCAUCCCCUGCAGCUCAGACGACGACCCUGGAUUCAAGGCGUCGUGGGGGUACAACAGCGACACCGACAGUGCGGUCAUGACGAUUUGCUACGCUCCCAACGGCACAGACGCUUGGUUCGGCUUCGAACAAGUUUCCAAAAACCAGUGGCUCGGGGAUUCGAAGAAGGAACCUGUCUAUUUCACGGGCUGUGCGUGA